Diabrotica virgifera virgifera (western corn rootworm) is the source of this 4192-nucleotide messenger RNA. It is a transcript of the gene snz, whose product is annotated as sorting nexin-25. Gene Ontology annotation, cellular component: intracellular membrane-bounded organelle. Gene Ontology annotation, molecular function: phosphatidylinositol binding. The transcript has 13 exons. Lineage: Eukaryota; Metazoa; Arthropoda; Insecta; Coleoptera; Chrysomelidae. The record is from RefSeq and is a predicted model, not a curated record. The coding region runs from base 113 to 2944 and encodes 943 amino acids.
UUUGUGUUUUUUAUGAGACAAAAUGUUUUGAUAUCUCAGAGAUCAAUUUGUUAUCUUUUCAAGAGGAAAUAUCUAUAUUAUGUGGAAGUAAACAUUUCCAAGCAGUAAAACAAUGCAUACUAAGCUUUAUUUAGGAAUACUAGUGUCUGUCAUACUAGGAAUAACAUUUUCAUGCCCAUCAUGUUUUUCAUAUAUUUUAUUUGGUCUCUUGCUUAUUGUCAGUAUUGUUCUGGGGAUUUUUACAGCAUUUUGGUUAAAUGUAUAUCUGUCUCUACCUCAUAAGACUACUGUAGGAGCUGAACACCAUUUGAAGCAGGCAGAAAAUUUUAGGAGCAGUAUUGUUAUGGACUAUGAGACAUCUCCUGCAGUAAAGAAUGUGAAUCCACAAUUGCCCCAAAUUUUUGGAAAAACUGUGGAUAGUUUGCUCCAGCAAUUGUUGGACUUUGUGCUAAGGGAUUAUAUUUUGAUUUAUAUCAAGGAUUAUGCAUUUGAAACAGAUAAUUUAGGAAAUAAUAUUAAGGAUGAUUUCUGGGGAGCCAUAAAUAAUCUUCACGAAAAGCUAUCUUCGGUUGAUCAGGCAAAAUUAAUAGCAAGUGAUAUUGUAUUAAAAGUUACAACGCAUUUUGAAAAGAUAAGAGAAGCUAAGGCGCUUGUAGAGGAUUCUGACCUACCUCCAGUUUUUUAUUUGUCUCCACAUGUGAUGUCAUCUGAAAAGGAAAUAGAAUACUUGCGCACAGUUAGUGAAUUGAUGAUAAUGUUUCUAUUACCAAGAACAUACUCUCUAUCACCCACCAAAUAUUUUCUACGUGAAGUAUUAUGCUGCAAAGUAUUCAAACCACUGAUAGACAUCCUAACGGAUCCUGAUUUCUUCAAUAGAAAUAUUAUCAAUUACAUUGAAGCCACACAGAUGCAAGUGAAUUUACCUAAGAAAGUUUUGGAAAAUGCAAACAAUUUUGAAGAACUUAUUGAUAAAAUUGAUGAUGUACAGGUUUUAAGAUCAAUUAGAUACACCAUUGUCACGAAACUCAUGCAAGCUACUACCCUGCAAAACUUAAACAGAGCCAAAGGUGUUGAUCUCGACAAUGAUAAGAACAUAUUAUCAUCAGCUGGUAUACCAAAGUCUGAUAUAAAUGCAGCGAAGAAGCUUAAGAAACAUAUCAAUCAGUUAACGUUAGCGAAAAAGAAUUGCGAGAAGAAAUUGAUCAGUUUAGGUUGGGAUUCUGGGUACCAGUACGGCGAAGAGAUGAAACGAGUUUUAUCACUUCCAACAAUUUUGGAACAUGUGCUAGGCAGAAAAUACAUAUCCCAAUUCUUACAAACGGUCGCCAGUAACGAUCUGAUCCGUUUUUGGUCAGCAGUGGAAGAAUUGCGCACCUCCCAGAAGACAAAUUGGCAUCAAAUCGGAGCAGAAAUAUUUUACACCUUUAUUCGAAAUCCUGUUUCCGAAAUUAAAGUUGACAAGAACACGAAAAAGCGCAUGGAAGCUUUUUUAUUAGGAGACAAAGGGCCUGAAGUUUUCUACGAAGUCCAAAACCAAGUCGUUCAAACCAUCGAAGACAAGUACUACCAACCGUUUCUAAUCAGCGAUUACUACAAAGAAAUGGUGAAUGCAAUUGACAACGAAGAAAACAUCAGUGACGAAAGUGGAGCUAUGGAAGAACGCCAGAUUUCGACAGACUCUGCAGAAAUUAUCGAAAAUACCUUAAAUGUUGGAGAUCAUUCAAACUACGCCAGAAGGAAGUUGGAUCAGUUGGAGGAGAAGUUAAAUAACAAGACGCAGGCUUUGGCUGCAUUGAAAUCAUCGAUGAGACCUGAAUCUAAAGUUUUAAGUAAACUGGAAAAAGAGGUGGAAUGGUUAGAAGGUGAAAAGAGGCAGCUGGAAGCUCAUAUAUCUAGAACAGAAAUAUGGGCGGAUAAUUUGGGAAGAUGGAGAGCUUAUGUGCAAUCUGCAGAGGUCUCAGAUGAAAAAGAACCCCCUCAGUUCGUGUUGGUAGUGCAGAUGGCCGAAGACGACUCUCCCGAGGGAGAAGAAGCGAUUUGCACAGGAUGGGUCGUAUGUAGAAAUCUGACGCAAUUCCAGGAGUUACAUAAAAAAUUGCGCCCUCUGUGUUCAGAUGUCCGUAAUUUGGAUUUGCCUACGAAUACUUUUAAAUUUCUGUUCGGAAAAAAUGAUAAAGUAUCUCUGGAAAAGGCAAAACAACAAAUACAAAAGUAUUUGAAUUUUGUCUUAAAGGAUGACAGAUUGAAUCAAAGCGAAGCUAUAUACGCAUUUCUGAGCCCCAGCUCAGAAAAUUUGAAGCAUUCUACACCAAAUACUAAGAAAUCAAGAUUUUCUUUUUCAACGCUCUUUAAGAGUGGCAGUGACCAAAGUAAAGACACGUACUCAAUCCUUAAAGAAAGCGAAGAGGACGACAUAUCUCAGUGUUUAGACACUGUAGAUACUGUAGAUUUUACUAAAAGUAACGGAAAUUCCUUAAAAAUGGCUGAUGAUACAAUAGCUGAACCUUUAUACGCGCUGCUAAGCGAAAUAUUUGACAUGAGAGGCGUAUUUAAGUAUGUCCGAAAAACUCUUAUAGGUUUCGUGCAAGUUACAUAUGGCCGCAACAUUAAUCGACAGAUUUAUGAUACGAUUUCGUGGUGGUUUUCGGAAGAAAUGCUUCACUACUACUUGACUGUUAUCCUGAAGAAUUUCUGGCCAGGUGGUACCUUGGCGGAGAUGGGUCCCAUUAGAUCCAAGGAGGAGAAGCUUCAGACUGCCCAGAAGGCCCAAGAAAUGUUCGUCAACAACGUCCCAGAACUUUUAACGACUUUGGUGGGAAACAAUGCUGGUAGACUUGGGGCCAAAAAAGUGUUUGACGCAUUCCAGGAGAAAAAUAUGAAUAAGCACUUGAUUUACGAAGUGAUCGAGGUUGUCUUGGAUGCUGUCUUUCCAGAAUUGGGCUGAAUUUUACACACUUUUUUCAACAAUGGUCUAGUCAAAUUACUACUUUGCAAUUAAGUUCUAAAAAACAUUUUUCUCUAAUGAUUGUAUCUUUGUUUUUAACUGUGAUAUUUUAUUUUCUACAUUUGCGUGUCUAUGAUAUAUUUGCCCGAUUUCACCAACGAUACCUAAAUAUUUAAGAAUUACCUAAGUGGGUUUAGGUACUUCCUAACUCUAAAACGGAUUUCACCAUACGAUAAGAAUUGCCUAAACCGCUUAAGCAUUACCUUACGGUAGGAUACGGAUUUCGAUCUCCCUAAACUUUAGGUAUUACUUAUCGUUGACAGUCAGGUUAUAUUUUUACAAUUUUGACUAAUGUACUUGUGACGUUUGUCAAUAAUUUGCUUCUUACCUUAAUUUUUCUGUUAUUCUGUAAUAUUAGGUAUAUUAGUUGUAAUUUUGUAUUUUCUUUUAUAUUAUUAAUAUAAUAUGUGUUGGAAAAUAUAGAAAAUAUAGAAAAUCCUUUGGAGUUUUUUACAGGUCUGUUGACAAAAUUAUGUAGUCUACCUACUAUCUAACAAACUAGUGUUGUGUUUCAAAAACCCAUUCACGAUAUAACUAAAAGUGUGUCAUUAAAAAAUUAAUAAUAAAAAGCAAUUUUCAACAUAUUAUUUAUUUUAAAAUUAUUUCAUUAAUUAAAAAUUCAAGUAACUUCAAUUUUUCGUCAUAAUAUGUAAAAUUUACAACUCUUUUCUUUUCCUCCAUUUCACUGUACAUAUUAUACAAAUAACACACAAGACUAUAUUUAUUAUAUACAAACUUAAUGCACAAAUAACUAACUACCUACUAAAUAAAAUAACUACUAUAACAGUAGAAAACUGAAUAAAACCAAAUUGGCAAACAAACAAUAAUGACAAAUAAUCGAAAAAGUAAGAAAAUGUCAUCUUAUUCUUCUUUUUAUUUAUCAAAAAUAGUUCAAACGUACCCUAGGUAAUACCUAGGAAAGCAUUUCCUAGAUAAGCAGUUGUUUUAGUUGUGAAAUGCGAUUGUUCCUAAGUAUUGGCUUAAGAAGUUCCUAUCGAUAAGAAUGACUUAAUAAGGCAACUGUUUAGGUAUCGUUGGUGAAAUCGGGCAAUUAUAUUUUAUACGUUAAGUAUUAAUUACUAUGAUGUAUUGCCGCUGAACAGUAUUUUAUAAAUUCCGUCUAAAAUGCUUUUAUUAUUUAUGUAAUGUAGCAUAUAACAAAUAUUUUAAAUAAAUGUAUAUACACUU